Molecule: messenger RNA, 2460 nt
Organism: Sclerotinia borealis F-4128
Lineage: Eukaryota; Fungi; Ascomycota; Leotiomycetes; Helotiales; Sclerotiniaceae
Source: the annotation of a GenBank genome assembly
AUGCCCGGCGAUACGCAAGACUUCAAGUCCUUACAAGAUGAAGUUCAAGCAGCUCUUGUAUCAACCAUCAAAACUGCCGGUCACAUAUCAUCAGAAGACCUCGGUUUUCAUCGAUCAUUGAAUCCUGAAGUGGGGAGUGCUCUAGAUGAACAGAAUGCGCGUUUACUUUCCCUUGCCAAUGACUUGCUUAAAUCUGCAGGUUCUGUAUCAGGUCUACAAGUACCUUCUUUAGAAGAUGUCGAUGACGUGGACAACAAUUGGCGCAGUGUCGUGGACGUUGUGGAUUCCUUACUUGAAAAAACGGAUAUCUGCCUUGACGAAUAUACAGGAAUUAUCAAAAAGAAACAAGUCGAAGAGUCUUCUGCGACACCAAAACCCCAGAAAAGGUUCCUUGACAACUCGCUCCGAACACAAAAUCUUGUGAAGCCGCAACUCGCAUUCGAGGUCAAACCCGACAAUGAGGAUACAUCAUCCUGGCUACCUCUUCUCAAAACCAAACCGCAUGCGAAGGUGUCAUUGAAGGAUAGUCUUGGUAUGAUUACAAACGAUUACGACCAGGAACAAUACAGACAUCCUUACGAAACGGAAAUCCUGCAAUUGCAAUACCCAGAAUCUAUGUAUCAGAAAGCAGAACCAAUAAAAUACCUACCGGUCGAAAGCACAUCUGCGACGUUUGUCGAUACCUACGAAGGCGUUCUGGAGAUGCUAGAAGAGCUUAAAGGUGCUACGGAGAUCGCGGUCGACUUGGAGCAUCAUGAUGCUCGUUCAUAUGUUGGUCUUGUAUCUUUGAUGCAAAUCAGUACUCGCGAGAAGGAUUGGAUCGUGGAUACCCUCAAGCCUUGGAGACAAAAGCUGCAAGUACUCAAUGAAGUUUUCGCCGAUCCAAGUAUAAUCAAGGUUUUCCACGGUGCUUAUAUGGAUAUCGUAUGGCUCCAGCGAGAUCUUGGGCUGUAUGUCGUCGGCUUGUUCGAUACACAUUACGCAUGCAGAAAUUUGGGGUUCGCCGGAGGAAGCUUAGCUUUCCUACUAAAGAAGUACAUUGAUUUCGAUGCCGACAAGAAGUACCAAUUGGCAGACUGGCGAAUUAGACCACUUCCUGAAGAGAUGUACUUCUAUGCUAGAUCUGACACACAUUUCCUUCUCUAUAUCUUUGAUCACCUACGGAAUGAGCUAAUUGAUGCUCCUGACACUGAAACACCUGGAGAAAACCGAAUGGAGAUAGUUUUACAAAAGUCCAAAGAGACUUCGUUGCUUCGAUAUGAGCGACAAACAUACAAUACAGAAUCUGGAAAAGGACCGGGAGGGUGGUUUUCAUUAAUUUACAAGACACCUGCUCUGUUAAGUAGCGAGCAAUUUGCUGUUUUCAAAGCCGUACACGCCUGGAGAGAUCAGAUAGCACGAAAAGAUGAUGACAGCAUAAAUUUCGUCAUGUCGAAUGCUGUUAUCGUCAACCUAGCAAAAUUCAUGCCCAUGGAUAUGAUAGCUUUACUGAGCAUCAUUCGACCAAUAUCUCAUAGUGUAAAGUCACGCACCGGAGAACUUUUGGAAGUCAUCAAGACUGCAAAGGAAAACGGAAAAGAUGGUCCCAAAUCGAUAGAUGUCCUCAGAAAAUCACCAGAUGCGGCGGGUACUCCAAAGCCCAAUACCGAAGGGAAAUCUACACACCAAAAGUCAUCUAAACUUGACGUAACACCAGUAGACAAAACUGAACUUACAACUGAAACAUCUUCUUUCUGGGGAGGUGCAUUUGGAAGCAGUAUUUGGGAACCCUCAAUCGCAACCCCCGAGCAAGAUAACAUGAGGCUUGCAAUCCCCUUACCCCAACUCUCGGAAGAAGUUUUCGCCCCCUCAACCACUCCCCUUACCGAUCGAUCCCGUUUCGCCAUGCCAGAUGCCCAAAUACCAGUCGCGACACCUACACCUAGCAAAGCGAAAGACGAACCAUUUGUUCUUAAACGCGGUUCCAAAAGAAAGAGUGAAGUCAUCACCGACCCCGAUGAGGAUCAGGAGGUCCCUGGCGAAUACGACAUCUCCCUCGACUACAUUUCAUCCGCGGAGGUCGACAGACGCGAAGCUAAAGCUAAAUUUAUGGCCGCGUCAGCAGCACGUAAAGCGGAGAGAAAAUUACUGAAGAAGCAAAAGAAGAAAGCAAAGAAAAACGAUUCAGAAGACGUAGAGGAAGCGGAAGUAGAAGAGCAAGAGCAAGAGCAAGAGCAAGAGCAAGAGCAAGAGCAAGAGCAAGAGGAAGAGGAAGAGGAAGAAGAAGGAGACUUCGACUACAGCAAAGCAGACUCGGUACUCAAUUCUAAGAAGGAUAAAACUGAAAAGGGUGGAAAAGGCGGCAAAUCAAAGAAAGAUAAACCGUUUGAUCCGUAUCAGAAGAGUAUGGAUGCAGCGAAGGGAAUGAGGCGAGUACAGACAGGAGAAAGGGGUGGAAGAAGUGCUACAUUUAAAAAGUGA